This is a messenger RNA of Cyprinodon tularosa, 1233 nucleotides long. RefSeq lists its product as uncharacterized. Lineage: Eukaryota; Metazoa; Chordata; Actinopteri; Cyprinodontiformes; Cyprinodontidae. The transcript has 3 exons. The record is from RefSeq and is a predicted model, not a curated record. The coding region runs from base 206 to 463 and encodes 85 amino acids.
UUCCCCCCCAUAAGAGGACAGGAGGCAGAUCUCAGGACGUGCAGGACGAGGCAGAGCUGCUGGGACCACUGAAGGAAAGGGUUUAAAUUAGGCUGAGCUGCGACAGUGACGUCAGAGGAGCGCUGAAAAAGACUUUUCAGCUGGAAAAGAACAAAAAAUACUAAUUUGUUUCUCAGCAACGCUUAAUAAACCAGAUUGCUCCACCAUGGGUGUGAAGAUGCUGCAGUGUUUUCCUUUUUACAGGCGCUGCAAAGAGCGCUGCAAGAGCAGGGAGGCCCCCCCACCAGCAGUUCCCACAGAGGAAACUAAGCCUCGUUUGUCCUCCACGACGUCAUGGAGCAGCGACAGCGAAGGAGUGGGUAGCCUCAGCCGGGGCACCCAGAUCUACUUCUCCACCAAGGCCAGGCUGUCCUUCAGACACCAACUGGACAGCAACAUCAACGCCGUGGACGCCACCUACUGAGAUGAUCAGAUGACUGCAGAGGAGGCAGUCAGACCCCAUUGCAGGAUCAAAAGACCUGCAGACCACAAACCGUUGGUCGUCUACAGCUUCGACCUGCAGUCUCUUAUGCAUCUUCAUCUCUGAGAGAACUCUAGAGGUUUCAUUAAGUCUGAGGAGAACGGACUAAUAUGUCAGCUUAACUCUGGAAACAGUGGACUCAUAUGAACAGACUGAUGAGAGAGCAGAAGACAUGGUCGUUUACAGCUUCCUUCACCAUUAAGUGCAUUACUUUUUUUUAUGUUUUAUGUUUUUUUAUGUGUCGACAUUUUGGGGGAAAAAAAUGCAUGUUUUCACUUAACAGUAGAUAUUUUAGCAUUUUGAGUAAUUCCCUCUAAAUCACAGAACUAACAAUAUUUAACUUUUUACAAGCUAAUUGUGAAACACUACAAAAUAAUAAUAAAAAAGUGCUUUUUUUAAUGUCAUUUCUUUUUGUAACAGAAAAUAAACCUAGAGAUCAGACAUGGAAAUAUAGCUUCAACUUCUUUAUGUGGUGUUAUGAAAUGAAGUAAACUGAGCCACACUUCAUUUUUACUGUAUAUCUGCUGUUAUUUAACCCCAACUCCUUUUCAAUGAAAUACUCUAAUGCUAAGAUCCUUUAAUGUAAUAGCUUACAAUGAACUGACACUCUAAUAUGUGGAGAUAAUUUCUUCAUCUAUCACCUAAACUAAUAUGUUCUGAUCUGUAGUACUCUAACAAGAUUUAUAAUAAAAUGUCUGUUUUAUAUAUGAAUA